AUGUACUCUAAGGUGCUAGUAUUCCUGUGCGCAGCGGGCAUCGCGUCCGCCGGCAAUCUUUUGCACGCCGCUCCCGUGGCCUACAGCUCGGCUCCUGCGGUGUCACACGUAUCGUAUUCAUCGCAAACUUCACACAAUGGACCAUAUACCACAUACGCUGCGGGUCCAGGGUUAACUACGUACGCUUCCGCGCCGGUUGUUGCCAAGUCGUACUCUCCUGCCGUGUCUUACCAAUCGUAUGCAACUCACUCUGCUCCGGCCGUCGCUACUUACGCUGCACCCGUGGUAGCUAAAACGUUCUCCGCGCCAGUUGCGACUUACUCCUCAGCGCCAUCGGUCUCCUACCAGACUAUCUCGUCUCACUCAGCACCUUUGGCUUACGCCGCGGCCGCCCCUGUAGUUACAAAGACGUUCGCUGCCCCCGCUUACUCUACAUACGCAUCUCCAGCGUACUCUACUUACCAUGCCACUCCUGUUGUAGCUAAGACUAUCUCUCCUGCUCUAUCCUACUCUUCCCUCUCUCACGCGGCUCCAUUGACCACCUACGCCGCUGCCGCUCCCGCCUACUCAACGUACUCAGCCGUGCCAGCGCUCAAGACUGCCGUCACAUACUCUGCUGCGCCAGCUGUCUCACAUGUCAGCUACACCGGUCUCGGUGCCAGCUAUGGCUGGUAA
Molecule: messenger RNA, 675 nt
Organism: Parnassius mnemosyne (clouded apollo)
Lineage: Eukaryota; Metazoa; Arthropoda; Insecta; Lepidoptera; Papilionidae
Source: the annotation of a GenBank genome assembly